UAUCAUCACCUGUCAAAUUACCAUAAUGACAUAAGGCGUCAAAUUCAAAAUAAUAAUUCUCAUUUUUUUUAAGUCAUGGGAGUAGAUUAUUACGGCGUUUUACAAAUAUCCCGAACAAGUACAGAUUUGGAAGUAAAAAAGGCUUAUAGAAAUUUAGCUUUGGAAUUUAACGUAGAACGAAAUCAAGAUCCGAAUGCUCAUCAAGUUUUUACAUUGAUUGGGGAGGCUUACGAUGUCCUCAGUAAUCCAUUACGCAGAGCUGUAUUUGAUCAGUAUGGCGAGGAAGGCCUUAAGAGGGGGGUGCCAACUCAAAACGAAUAUAUUCCUGGGUAUCACUAUCAUGGGGAUCCUAUGAAAACUUAUAGGGAGUUUUUUGGAACUUGCUCCCCAUAUGCCGAUCUGCUAGACGUUCUAAAAGAUCCUCCGAGAUUGUGUAAAACUGUAACUGGAAUUCAAGUGUGUAAAAAACAGCCUCCUAUAAAACACCCCCUUCAACUCACAUUACACGAGGUAUUUUUUGGAGGUGUCAAGAAAAUGAAGAUCCAUAGACUUGUGUUUGUAAAUGACGAAAGGACUGUAACUGAAGUGAGAGAGAAAAUUUUAACUAUACCAAUAAAACCAGGAAUGCAAGCCGGAACGGAAAUUAUAUUUCCAAAUGAAGGAGACCAAAAUCCCGCAAGUAUUCCUGCUGAUGUAAUAUUUAUAACUGAAGAUAGACCUCACGAGCUGUUCGUCAGACGAAACGACGAUCUUAUCUUGACAACAACUAUUUCUUUGGAAGAUGCCCUAGUAGGAACAGUAGUGACUGUCCACACCAUUGAUCACAGAAUAAUGAGGAUUCCGAUUACUGAUGUAGUCAACCCGGAUUUUGAAAAAGUCGUUGAAAGAGAAGGUCUCCCGAUACUGGAUCAGUAUCCAGAAAAGGGCAACUUGAUUUUAAGAUUUCAUAUUGAAUUUCCAACAUAUUUACCCAGAAGUUGUAAGGAUAUAUUAAAAUCUGCAUUUGAGCUCGCCAAAAUGGGAGGGGGAGAGAAAAAUUAUCACGAAUCUAUUAACAAAAUUGUGUUGGCUGAUAAAAUAUUGAGAGUAGUACCGGAGGAACAAUUACCUCCUUUAAAACAAGGCUAAUGUUAGAUGGUUUGGCCUUGGUUACCAUAAGGUUUAUAAUAGACUUGUAAUAAAAACAGUUUUAGUUAAUAAUAAAAAUACUUUUAAAGGUUAAA
Messenger RNA from Anthonomus grandis grandis, 1223 nucleotides. Its product is annotated as dnaJ homolog subfamily B member 13-like. The record is from RefSeq and is a predicted model, not a curated record. Gene Ontology annotation, cellular component: cytosol. The coding region runs from base 76 to 1128 and encodes 350 amino acids. Gene Ontology annotation, molecular function: protein-folding chaperone binding. The transcript is spliced from 5 exons. NCBI's taxonomy places the organism in Eukaryota, Metazoa, Arthropoda, Insecta, Coleoptera, Curculionidae.